CCCAUCAUAGUGGGGAUGACGUCACAGAUUGGGCAGAGCUGCUUGGAGAUACCUGGUCGGUGGUCUGUGACUCAAAAGAGGUAACAGGCUUAAGUAACCAAGCAACACAAAGCACUCAGUAACUGUUGUGAAAGUCAGGUCUAGUUGGCGUUAGAACUCCAUAGUUCAGCUGACAGAGUAAGUUCUCUGUCAAAAGUAACACAAAUAACACUCUCCAUAAAUUCGUAAUGCAACGAACUGUUUUCAAUUGAUCUGUGGAAUAAUACUGGUUUAUUUUGUGGAGUUAACAAUUAUGUUAUCGCAUAAUUCGAAUCACGAAAAAACACCUGUAUGUGAAAAUUUUCCUAGCAAUACAACCGAUGGCUUCAUCAAACCUUCUUUACCUUCGUUUAUUUCAAACAUUUUAGACCUGUUAACCGAUGAAGAACUUAAACGUCGUUUAGAAUCUGUCUUGUUAGACAGAGAAUCGGAACUAUUAGAAUCUCAGUCAGCCUGUAAAGAUGCACAGAAUGAGGCCGUAGAGUCACGGAAACAGUUAGUCAAACUUGAACUUGAAUUGGCAAAUAUUAAAAGCGCUGCAGAAAUGUUAAUGACUGAACAUGAGGAUGCCUUAUUAACCUUGAAAAGACAGUAUGAUGAAGAGUUGUCCUCGCUGCUGAUAGCUUCUGAACAGGGUUAUUUACAUCAGUUUAUAGAUGGUCAGUGUUCAAACGAUACAUCACAUUCAUCACCAACUGAAAAUGAGAAUUGUCCAACCUCCAAAUCAUCACUUCUUAUCACUGAAAAAAAGUCAGCUCAAAGUUUAGCUAAUCAGGCAUUGGAUAAAGUAGAGAAAUUAGUUCGGCGUGUUGGUCAUAAAGCACUAACAAAUAAUUUUAUUUUAAACAAAUCCACUGUUUCAUCUUUUUGGGCAAAUCAUGACAUUGCUUCAAACAAAGAGGAGGAUAAUGAUGAUGACUAUCUACGAGCAAUAAUUGAACCUUACGAAACAGAAAUUACACGUCUACAACAAAUUUUGAUCAAUGCUUCGAUUCCAUUCACUAAGACAACAUUACAUCCUAAUUCAGCAACAAGUUAUAAGUUAUCAGAGGAGAAAAUUGUCAAUAAAAUUUCUCAUAAUUCAAAUAUGAAGAUAGAAAUUUCUGGAAACAAUAUUGACAAUAACAAUAAUAAUAAUAUGGUUGAUCCUGCUAGUAAUCCGAGUAAUUCAAUUCAGAGAUCAUGUGACCAAAUGACAGAAAAGCAUUGUAUGCACAAAUCACCUGAUAAUUGUAAUGAUCAUAUCAAUUCGGAUGAUGACAGAAAUACUCAAUCGACUGUUGUCACACAACCAAUGUGUGAUCAUUCUACAUCUUUUGAAGGGCAAAUCUACCUAACCGAUACAAUGAAAAAUUUACAAAAACAGCUUUCCACCGUUAAAAAUGAAUUAGAUUUGAAAAGCCACGCUUUGAAAGUUGCUACAGAUCGUCAAUUAGAAUUGGAAAAUGCCCUUAAAACUCAAGUUGCUGAACAAACAUCUAAAAUAGAAAAAAUUAGUACAAUUUCUAAUCAGUUGGGUCAACGAUUAGAUAGUUUGCUGUUAAACUACCAAUCUUAUCGUGAAACAACUGAAAAAGAAAUAUCCACUUUAUUAGUUGAGCGUAAAACUGCUAGUACAAAUCUAGAAAUUCUUCGUUCACAUUAUGAUGCUCUGGUUGGUAGACGUUCACAAGCUGCUAUUGAAUUAAGUAGACAACCAAUUCAAUUACCAAAUGAGAAAGAUGAAUUAGAACAUUUGACGUUAAAAUUAUAUGAAGAAAACUUAUCAUUUCGUGAAGCACGUGAUCAUUUAGAAGAAUGUUUAAAGAAGGAAACUGAAACUCACAGAGAACAGCUAGCAAAUGAACAACAAGAGCGUAUUAAUUUUGAAUCGUCAAUUCUACAAGAAUUGGAAGAUGCACGUAGACGUCUAGCUGAUCUUGCCAAUAUUACAACUGAACGUGAUAAUGAAACUGUUCUAAGACAGAAAUGUGAAGAUGAAUUAAAAAUGUCCAAAUCUAAGUUGAAUGAAAUACAGGCUAAAUAUGAACUGACUGAAACUAAUUUAACUGAAGCUCAGAAAAGAAUUAUUGAUCUACAAGAUCAAGUUAUUCGAUUGCAAAAUGAUUUAGACAAUGUGGAAUCGGUCCAAGCUGAUUUUGUUCGUUUGUCACAAAAUUUACAAGUUCAACUGGAAAGAUUGAGACAACAAGAUCAAGAAGUAAGAUGGAUUAAUCCAGAUGACGUGACCAACUGUUUUUCGUGUAAUUCAGCAUUUCCAAUUGGACUUUCUAAUAGUAACAAUUCGAAAAAAAUCAAUUGUCGUCAUUGUGGUAAAGUUCAUUGUUCCAAUUGUACAAAGAAUACUAUGCCAGCUGGACCAUUUGGUCAUCCGGCUGUUGUAUGUGAUGUAUGCCAUACAUUGUUGAAUAAAAAUAUUGCUCCGUAUUUCAGCACAACAUCAUUAAAUAAUAAUAAUAAUAAUGGUAAUAAUAAUCAAAGGGAUCACUUCCCAUCUUCUAAACGUUUCAGUCUGUCAUCGCCUACACAAUCCUCAACUAAUCUAUCAACUAAACCUUCUUAAUAACACUUAUUCAUUAUUUAUCCUUUCAUAAUAUCAAAUUACUACUGUUUUGUUUCUACUCUUUCGUUUAAAUUUCUCUUCUAAUCUAACUGAUCUAUAAUAAAUUGUUUGAGCUGUCAUAAAUUAAUUGCAUAAUCUUUACCCUUUUUUUACUUAACUUCCUUCACAGUGUAUACACAAAUUAAUUAUUAUAUAUUAUUUUGCCUUUUUAUGUAUUUAUUACUGUUUUAAUGUUUACUUUAUACUUCUUUGAAUUAUUUCUUCAUGUAGACUUGUACGUGUGUAUGUGAAUCCCAUACGCUAAUGAGUUUGUGUUCAUGUGAUGACAGAAAUCGUCACAUAACCGUAUUUGUGCGUUUUUUUUUGUAUGAACUCAAUCAAGUUUGUAUAUUUAUGUUACUUUUGUUUUAUUCAUUUAAAUAUUGACUGUACCAUCUUAUUAUUAUUAUUAUUAUUACUUUCAUUAUUAUUAUUAUUAUUAUUAUACAUACAUGUCUUUCAAACUUAAUGUUUGUGUCCGUUUAUUUGGUUUUCUUCAUCAGCAAGAUGUGCUACUUUGUUUUCAUUUCAGUAGUAUAAAAUAUGUAUUCGUUUUGUUUUGAAAAAGCACACAUUAGUUUGCCUAUACGAGUAUUAGCAUGAAAUUUAUUAAUUAUUCUAUUCAUAUUAAACAUAAUAAGACACUAUUCCAUUCUUACUUAUUUAUCUAUUUUUUUCGAUAUGUUGAUUAUGUUAAACAUGAUCACGUAUCAAUCAUUUUUGACGAUUUAUAUGAUAGUGUGAACAAAACAACAAUGAUAAACAGUUCUUUAGAUUUGUAUGAAUUUAAUUCAUUUCUUACUUUUUAAAUCGCUAGCUGAGGAAAAAACAGACUUAACAAGGAGAUUUAAAUAGGCAAUAGUGAAACGUGUCCGUCGAGUGUAUAGGUG
This is a messenger RNA of Schistosoma intercalatum, 3531 nucleotides long. The record is from the annotation of a GenBank genome assembly. NCBI's taxonomy places the organism in Eukaryota, Metazoa, Platyhelminthes, Trematoda, Strigeidida, Schistosomatidae.